This is a messenger RNA of Vollenhovia emeryi, 1979 nucleotides long. Its product is annotated as dehydrodolichyl diphosphate syntase complex subunit DHDDS-like. Gene Ontology annotation, biological process: polyprenol biosynthetic process. NCBI's taxonomy places the organism in Eukaryota, Metazoa, Arthropoda, Insecta, Hymenoptera, Formicidae. Bases 595 to 1533 code for a protein of 312 amino acids. The record is from RefSeq and is a predicted model, not a curated record. Gene Ontology annotation, cellular component: endoplasmic reticulum; dehydrodolichyl diphosphate synthase complex. Gene Ontology annotation, molecular function: ditrans,polycis-polyprenyl diphosphate synthase [(2E,6E)-farnesyl diphosphate specific] activity. The transcript is spliced from 5 exons.
GAUCUAUCCAAUCAGCAUAAAGCGCUUAUUAAGCGUUAACUUCUAGAGAACACAGCCAUCGCUUGGCAUUGCGUCAGCAGGAGGCAUCGAGGGCACUUCGGCGACAACCUGUUACUGCAUAGCCUCGAAAUUCGUAGAUAAGUCAAAUAAUUAACACUAUCGCGGAGUGGAAGCCAUGUCGCAAAUAGUCUUGUUUCAGUUUUACUGCCGCGUAAAGGUUAGGCCAUGACUGGAAGGUCAUAUCGUCACUAUGGUGUUAACACACGGAAAGAUAAGGUAAUUACCGUAGCUAAAAACUGCAUGUGGCGACUAAACUUCAGUUGCAAGAUAUGAACAGUUAAUAUACAUUUGUGACAACUAAAUACUUUGCCGCUGUGCCUGUUGUAUUAGGUGCGACAGCGACUCGUUUGCUGUGGCUUAUAAAUCUAUAGUUACAGCAGCAAAAUAUUUGGAGUGAACCACGAUUGGCUUACCACGGUAACAAAAAAUUGUUUUUGAGCGCGAGCGCUGCACGUAGGCAUGUUCGCCGACGAGUACUGACUACGGGAUAGCCAUUCAGAUAGAAACGCUCUCGACAAGGGCUCGGUUGGAAGCAUGUACCUUGACGCGCUCGCACGUAAGAGUUCAGGUAUGAUGUGGAUGUUUAACUACAUCCUCAGGUGGUUUGAAUCCCUGAUUUUAAGGAUUGUCAAGACUGGCCAGAUACCUAGACACGUGGCAUUAAUCAUGGAUGGGAACAGACGUUAUGCGAAUACAAGGAAUUUGGCAAAGGGGGAGGGACACUCGAGAGGGUUGGAUAAAUUGAUCGAGAUGGUAAAUUUGUGCACGGUCCUCGGCAUUACGGAGGUCACGGUGUAUGCUUUUAGUAUAGAAAAUUUUCAACGUACCGAGGAGGAAGUCAACGAAUUCAUGAAGCUUGUAAAGCAGAAGUUCAGGCGUCUCUUGGACGAGAGGGAAAAACUGCACGAGGCUGGACUUUGCAUUCGUGUGAUUGGCAAUUUGUCCUUGCUCCCAAAAGAUUUAUGCAAGUUAAUUGCCGAAACUAUUGUAAUCACUAAGGAUAAUAACAACGUAAUUUUAAAUAUUGCUCUUCCUUAUACAUCAAGGGAUGAAGUUACUAGUGCAAUUAAGGAUAUAGGAAGAGGUGUAAAGCGUGCUGAAAUUCUGCCAGAAGAUGUUGAUGAAGACCUGGUGAGUGACUGUUUGUACUUUAACAGAUCUCCAAAUCCGGAUUUAUUAAUUCGUACUUCUGGAGAGACUCGACUUAGCGAUUUCCUCAUGUGGCAAAUUGCUGACACCUACAUCUACUUCACCGAUGUAAUGUGGCCUGAAUUUAGUAUAUGGAAUUUUCUUGGUGCAAUCUUUAAUUAUCAAAGAUGCUAUCCUGAGUUGCAAAAAAAUAAGAAAACUAAACCAAUCGUGCGUAACAACAGGGUAUCUACGUUUCUUGAUAAAUUACAACGCGAACGCGAUAUCGCGAUAUAUAAUAUGUAUGUAUCUGAUCUACCUGAUCAAUCAGCCGUUCAGUCCUAGAAACAUAAACUAUAUAUUCACAAGAUAGAAUAAAACCAGAGUCAAAACUAAUCAAUUAUAUUGUAAUGGACAGUUAGCUCAAAGCAGUAAGUCCAGUAAAUAUAAGUAUCAGUGAGAUAUGAUAAGAAUGCAUUUACUGCUAAUUACUCCGUUACAAUGUAAUUGAUUAGUUUUGUCACGGGUUUUAUUUUAUCUCGUGAAUAUAUUUUUCGCAAAUUUUCUCUAAUUAUAAUUGCCAGUUGCGUCGUUUAUCAAUUUUCCUACAUCGGUUAAUUAUGUACUGGCGACAGUAAGUCUUAAUUCAUGAAUAUAUGUUUACCAAAUUAUUGCAGCAAUUAAUUUGUUCGUACUAUGUUUUGUGCAUCAACAAAACUAAUUGUGAGAAAAAUUUCCAUCGAAUAAACAAUGAAAUAGUGUUUCCGAUGGUUAAUUUUCUCUAUUAAAUU